AUGCAAUAUGCAAAGAAUGACGCAAAGGAAUGGAAGCAAGUAGAGGAUUCAGAAAUGUAUGAGUCUGACAGAAGGCAUGACACAAAUGUCCCUCAGAGACAAGGCCAUCGGAAAAGGCCUCCAAAUGGAUGGAUAAAAUGUAAUACAGAUGGAUCUUUCAUCAAUGGGAACUCGUUAACAACUGCUGGAUGGGUCAUACGAGAUUCUGAUGGAAUGUAUAGCGGUGCAGUGCAAUCAUUAGGACAAAGGGUACAAAGGCCUUUAGAAAGUGAAUUACAGGCAAUUUUAAUAGCAAUUCAACAUUGUUGGAGCUUAGGAUAUCGCGAGAUCGUAAUGGAAACAGAUUGCAAGACUGCUAAGGAGAUCUUACACGACAAUAAACUACAGUUUCAUGUCUACAAUUGGACUAGAGAUAUUAAAUGGCGGUUCGACAAAUUUGAAGAUAUAUGUUUCCAAUAG
This is a messenger RNA of Brassica rapa (field mustard), 459 nucleotides long. RefSeq lists its product as uncharacterized. The record is from RefSeq and is a predicted model, not a curated record. Lineage: Eukaryota; Viridiplantae; Streptophyta; Magnoliopsida; Brassicales; Brassicaceae. Gene Ontology annotation, molecular function: nucleic acid binding; RNA-DNA hybrid ribonuclease activity.